ACAUCAUCAUCAUCAUCAUUUCACUUCACUCUCUCACUCAUUUCUUCCAGAACCCACUUCCCCCCUACCACCACUCACCUAGCUAGCCUAUUUGUCUCUCUGCAGCUGCAUAUAUUCGCUACUUGAACUAGAAACAUGUUAAGAUCACACUACUAGCUAGUAUGAUCGAGAGAGUUGGUUGUUCAGGUAGUAAUCUAUCUUAAUUGGCCAAUAUGUAUGUGUAUUAUCACCAACCAUGAAAAAGCAGAAGCUGCAUGAUGGAUGGUGCCUCCUAGCUAGCUAGCUCUUCAUUAUAUGUAAUCAGUUACAAGAUGCAGAAAAAGGUUUGUAGCUGGAAAUUAGGCCUAAAUGGGCAGCAGAGGAUGAUGAGAGGUCAUCAUGAAGCUGAUCAACAUCACAGCAAUUACAAGAACAAUAAUGAUCAAAUGACAUCGUCUGAUGAGCUCAACUUGAGAAACCUCUCAAAGCUUAUACUCCCUCCUCUGGGCGCCUCAAGCUACAACCAGACUCAAAUGCAAUCAAAAGGCUAUAUUAUUUCCCCCAUGGACUCCAGAUACAGGAGUUGGGAGGUGUUUAUGGUGCUUUUGGUGGCUUACUCGGCCUGGGUUUACCCGUUUGAGGUUGCAUUUCUCAACUCGACGACGGGAACAAGCAUCAAUCCUCUCUACUUAGCAGACUACAUUGUUGAUCUGUUUUUCGGCAUCGAUAUCGUACUGACAUUCUUCGUUGCGUACAUCGAUCCCAGAACUCAGUUGCUUGUUCUCGACUCCAAUAAAAUCGCAAUAAGGUAUCUUUCGACAUGGUUCUUUAUGGAUUUGGCAUCAACCCUCCCCUUCGAGGUUAUAGGCAGACACAAAUUGGGUCUCUCCUACUCUCUCUUGGGAUUGCUCCGAUUUUGGCGAUUAAGACGAGCAAAGAAACUCUUCACAAGGCUUGAGAAGGACAUCAGGUUUAGCUACUUCUGGGUCAGAUGCGCCAGGCUUUUAUCUGUGACACUGCUUUCAGUACAUUGUGCUGGAUGCCUGUACUACCUGCUAGCAGACCGAUACCCACACGAAGGGAGGACAUGGAUUGGAGCUGUUAUUCCAAAUUUCAGAGAGACGAGUUUGUGGAUUCGCUACAUUUCAGCCCUCUACUGGUCCAUCACCACCAUGUCCACCGUCGGUUAUGGUGACCUCCAUGCAGUUAACACCAUGGAAAUGAUCUUCAUCAUCUUAUACAUGCUUUUCAACCUUGGCCUUACUGCUUACCUAAUCGGCAACAUGACAAACUUAGUUGUGGAAGGCACUCGUCGUACCAUGGAAUUUAGAAACAGCGUUGAAGCAGCAUCAAACUUUGUUAGCCGCAAUCGCUUGCCUCCAAGGUUGAAGGAUCAAAUUCUGGCCUAUAUUUGCUUGAGAUUCAAGGCUGAGAGCUUGAACCAGCAGCAAAUAAUUGAACAGCUCCCCAAGUCAAUUUGUAAAAGCAUCUGUCAAUAUUUAUUCCUGCCAACAGUUGAGAAAGUUUAUCUUUUCAAAGGUGUCUCCCGGGAAAUACUUCUAAUUCUGGUUGCAAACAUGAAGGCAGAGUACAUUCCACCAAGAGAAGAUGUUGUAAUGCAAAACGAAGCACCCGAUGAUAUAUACAUCAUUGUUUCUGGAGAAGUGGAAAUCAUUGAUUGUGAGAUGGAUAAAGAGCUAGUCGUCGGGACUUUGAAAUCUGGGGACAUGUUUGGAGAAGUAGGUGCACUUUGUUGCCGAGAAGUUGGUGCACUUUGCUGUAGGCCUCAAAGCUUUACCUAUCGAACGAAAACACUUUCACAACUCUUGAGACUCAAAACCACUGCACUAAUAGAAGCAAUGCGGACCAAACAAGAAGACAAUGCUCAAAUGCUUAAGAACUUCAAGCAGCAUCACAGAAAGCUCAGGGUUCUGAAGCUUGGAGAAAUAUUGGUUGAGAGUGGGGAAGAAGAGGCCAUGGGUGAUUCGAAUUUGGCAUUCGACUUAAUGACAGUUGCCAGCAAAGGGAAUGCUGCACUUCUUGAAGAGCUUCUCAAGUCAAAGUUGGAUCCUGACAUUGGAGACUCCAAAGGAAGAACACCUCUGCAUGUAGCAGCAUCAAACGGACAUGAAGAAUGUGUCUUGGUACUCCUCAAGUAUGCUUGUAACAUUCAUGUAAGAGACAUGAAUGGUAACACGGCAUUAUGGGAAGCAAUUGCAUCAAAGCACCAUUCCAUAUUCAAGAUCCUCAACUAUUAUGCUACCUUUUCUUAUCCCUACACUGCCGGUGAUCUCCUAUGCACAGCUGUCAGAAGAAACGAUCUGACCAUGAUGAAGGAACUGUUGAAGCAUGAAUUGCAUGUUGACUCAAAGGAUUGCAACGGAAAAACAGCAGUGCAAGUAGCCAUGGAAGAAAACAAUGUAGACAUGGUAAACUUGCUGGUGAUGAAUGGAGCAGAUAUCACCAAUGUUUCGCAUGACUACUUAUUUCCUUCACAAACCUUAAGCGAUAUGCUGCAAAAACGAGAGGUUGGACACCGGAUUACAGUGCCAGACUCUAUAGUCACUGAAAUGCUUUUGUUCAGAAAUGAUGGAGAGAAAAAUGUUGAUAGCAAAAUAUCCAAUAAAGUGAAUUUUCCAAGAGUGAGCAUAUACAGAGGCCAUCCUGUGACGAGGAGCAACGCAUGUUGCACUGAAGCCGGGAGGCUGAUUAGAUUGCCUCAUUCACUAGAGGAGCUCAAAAAUAUUGCAGGUGAAAAGUUCGGGUUUGAUCCAGGCAAUGUAAUAAUAACAGAUGAAGAAGGUGCAGAAAUCGACUGUAUUGAAGUGAUUAGAGAUAAUGACAAGCUUUUCAUAUAUAGUUGAGGACACAGUUUAAAUGUGGGAUAAAUCCUACAUUCUAUUUGGAUGUAAGAUGACAGUUUUUUCAUUACCCUUACCUUGGGAGAAAAGAAAUUGACCUUUUUUCAGAGCAAAAAAACAAAUGGAAAAUAAGAGAAUGUGCAUGCUUGUACAAGAGGUUUUCUUUCUAUGUGAUUCCAAUUAGUUCCAGCAUAGCAUUUAGAAAGAAUCACAUACUUUGACAUUAGUUUUCUGCCGGUAAC
This is a messenger RNA of Fragaria vesca subsp. vesca, 3082 nucleotides long. RefSeq names its product potassium channel AKT2/3-like. The record is from RefSeq and is a predicted model, not a curated record. Gene Ontology annotation, molecular function: protein binding; voltage-gated potassium channel activity. Gene Ontology annotation, cellular component: membrane. The transcript is spliced from 11 exons. The coding region runs from base 312 to 2843 and encodes 843 amino acids. NCBI's taxonomy places the organism in Eukaryota, Viridiplantae, Streptophyta, Magnoliopsida, Rosales, Rosaceae. Gene Ontology annotation, biological process: transmembrane transport; potassium ion transport.